Molecule: messenger RNA, 876 nt
Organism: Brettanomyces bruxellensis
Lineage: Eukaryota; Fungi; Ascomycota; Pichiomycetes; Pichiales; Pichiaceae
Exons: 2
Coding region: 1-876 (291 amino acids)
Source: RefSeq, a predicted model, not a curated record
AUGUCUUCCGGCGAAACAGAAAAGAAUGAUUAUUCAAUCACGGAAAAGGAAAUCGAUAGUGAGAGCAAAGAGGAAGUGAAUAAAGAGUCGGUUAAUCAGGAUCUGACUUUAAUUGACAAGCCUAAAAACGACACAGAAUGUAUUGAGAAAAAAGCUCCUAAAAAUGGAGAAGAGAAAAUUGCUGCCUGCAAUCCCGAAAAAGAGGCUAAGGUGGAAAAGCUAACGAAAGAGUUCGAAGCAUUGACAACAAAUGACACAUCAAAGUUGUUUGUCAAGAAGAGGCAGCAAAAAAAUAAGAAAAGGCAAGAGAAGAAGGAGCAUGUUUCCGGAGAUGUUGAAGACGAUGGCAAGAAAACAAAGAAAACCUAUAGAAGAAGGAAGUACUACAGAAAGCCAAGAAAGCCGAUUCAGGAAAAUAAAGGGGAUGAGGUUUUGGGAGACUUCAAAGGUGAACAUAAGAAGCAGCAGGUAAAACAAAGCGAUGAAGAACACUCAAAGGAAUCGAGAAACUUGGAAAAACGGCACAAAGACAGGUACUACUAUGGACGGAGGAAGUAUAGUGGUAGAGGGUAUGGAAAUUGGCACAAUACGAAUGUGACAUAUGUUCAUCCGGAUCGCAGUUCUGAGAAUGAAAGGUUUUUGGGUGAAGGUCAAGAAAAUACAGAAAGCAUUGAAUUCCACUCGGGCAGAGGCCACACUGGAUUCGGGCCCAAUCCGUUCUCGAGACCGAGAAGAAACGAGAACAGAGGCAGAAAGAAUGGCAGGCAGUUUAGCUGGGAAAAAAAGCAGCACAAGGAGCAGGAUCACAAGCUGAUCAAAGCUGAAAGCACCAAAGAAGAUGAGGAGGAUAAGGAGAAUAUGCCGACUGCUGCAUAA